Messenger RNA from Zerene cesonia (dogface butterfly), 1523 nucleotides. Its product is annotated as juvenile hormone epoxide hydrolase-like. The coding region runs from base 117 to 1505 and encodes 462 amino acids. Gene Ontology annotation, molecular function: epoxide hydrolase activity. Gene Ontology annotation, biological process: epoxide metabolic process. The transcript is spliced from 9 exons. Lineage: Eukaryota; Metazoa; Arthropoda; Insecta; Lepidoptera; Pieridae. The record is from RefSeq and is a predicted model, not a curated record.
AGGUGAUAUAGAGUGAACGCUAGCCAGGUGUGGGUUAUCAGUAUUUUUGUCCCUGUCGCUCUAUUUGAGAGUUGGUGAGGUAAAGCGAGAUAGCAAAAAACAAUUGAUUUAUAAUCAUGCUUCGCUUGAUACUCCUUAGUGCCUUGGCGGGUGUCGCUGCACCAAUACUAUACUUCUACUUCCAAAGCCCCCCUCCGUUACCAGACAUCGACCUGGAAGAGUGGUGGGGGCCCAAGCUAGCCAAAUCAAAAUACAAUGACAGUAUCGUACCUUUCCAAGUAGACUUUAGUAAUUUGAUCGUCAAAGACAUAAAGGAUCGUCUACGAGACCGCCAUCCGCUGACUCCGCCGCUAGAAGGAAUAGCUUUCGAAUAUGGCUUCAACAGCAAGCAGCUGGAGUCGUGGCUGAAGUACUGGGCGGAGGAAUAUCCAUUCAGCGCCCGUGAAAAAUACAUGAACCAAUACAAACAUUACAAGACAAACAUUCAGGGCUUGAAUAUACACUUCGUGAGAGUAACGCCAGAGGUACCAGCAGGUAAAGAGGUGGUGCCACUGCUGCUUUUGCACGGAUGGCCAGGGUCAUUCCUGGAGUUCUAUGAUGCUAUACCGCUCCUCACUGCUGUGAAUAAGGACAGUGAUUUCGCAGUCGAGCUGAUUAUACCCAGUCUACCUGGCUAUGGCUUUUCUAGUGCUGCAGUUCGUCCUGGGUUAGGAGCUGAUAAGGUCGCUGUUGUGAUGCGAAACCUGAUGUCUAGACUUGGUUACAAGAAGUACUACAUCCAAGGUGGAGAUUGGGGCGCAAUAAUUACCAGCAUUAUGACAACCUUCUUCCCAAACGAAGUGUUGGGCUACCACACCAAUAUUGCAUUUUUGAUGACUCACCGAUGGGCUUCGAUAGUUCGUGUCUUGGGCUCAAUAUAUCCCCCCCUAGUGGUCGGUUCCGACGUGGCCGACAGGAUGUAUCCUUUGGGAGAACACUUCAGCUAUCUGACGGAGGAGUCGGGAUACUUGCACAUUCAGGCUACUAAACCAGAUACUAUUGGCGUAGCCCUUGCCGACACUCCAGCAGGAUUGGCAGCGUACAUUCUAGAAAAAUUCUCCACCUGGACUAAACCGGAGUACCGCUCACAACCCGACGGCGGUCUCACGCAGCGCUUCCCGAAGGAGAAGCUCAUUGAUAACGUGAUGGUCUACUGGGUCACCAACAGCAUCACCUCAUCUAUGAGAUUGUAUUCUGAAACGUUCAACAAGAGGUUCCUUGGGUUGGGCCUUGAUCAAAUACCAACCCCAGUCCCAACCAGCGUUAUGCAGGCGAAGAAUGAGCUCGCCUUCGAACCGGAGUGGAUCUUGAAGACGAAAUACCCGAACCUUCUGCAAGCCACCGUCCUUGAUGAUGGCGGUCACUUCUUGGCCAUGGAGUUACCUGAUGAGUUCGCUAAGGACGUUUUAAAUGCGAUCGCUAAGUUCAGGAAUUGGCAUAGGCAGUAUAGUAGAAGCGAGCUGUAAAUAAACUUUGUUAUAAAA